AUGUCGCUCGAGGAGUUCUUCAACGAGAACUCACUCGGCGACUCUGCGUGGGAUGAGGAGGACAUCAACCUGGACGCGAUCUCCUCGCCACUCACCAACACCACCAGCAUCGACGUGCUGAAGCACACGCCCCUCCGCAUCGCAACGCGCGCGCCCGAGGACCACGAGUUCCACGCCGGGUUCCAAGGUGCGGCUCAGACCCGCAGUCCGCCUUACAUUGUCAAGUUCGCCCACCUGCCCUCGCAGUUCACGGGCCCCGAGAUCGAGGACCUCUUCCAGACCAAGUGCACCAAGUUCAUCAAGUUUAAGAUCUUCUGGGAGCUGAACAAGAAGCCCUCCAUGGGCGUCGCAUUCAAGAACUCGAAUGUCUUCGACGCCAACUUCACGCGCGCCUCGAAAGUCGCCUUCACCGAGCUCUACUCGGCCCGCGACCUUGACAAGAUUCUCAGCUACUGGACCGAGCCGCUCAAGGAGCUCUAUGAGAUUAUCGUCACGCCCGCGGACUUUGCCGACUUCAUGAACUACAUGGAGAAAACCAAGCUAUUGAGCGAGGCCGAUGAUCCCACCCGGCCCUACAAGCCCCGGAAAGACGGCCUCAAGACCCGCAGUGAUAUCAAGAAGACCAAGAACAAUCCAUUCGGCACUGCCCACCCUGUGGACGAGGUUGACCCCACCGGCGACGUCCAGGUCAAGCUUAGUAAGAUGAGGGUGCACGACGAUUCGAAGUCACGCGAGGUCCUGCGUGGGGCCGAGACCAAGACCAGACCCGAUGACGCAGCUCUCGCUGCUGCUGCUGCUGGACCAGAGAAGUCAGCCGCAGCGCCCCAGCCAUUGAGCUACUCCGCCAUGCUGAAGAAAUCCGUGGAUGCUGCUGCCUCUGCCUCCACUCCCGUCUCUCUUGUACCUACAUCCGCCUUAGGCCAUUCAGAGGCCGAUUCAAACACGAACAUUGACGAAGAUAAUGCCGACGGUACACACCAGGGCAGUUCGAACGGGGACGAGAACGACGACGACCAGUCCCAUUCCAACGGCAACUUUACUUUCAAGGACAAUCAACGUAAGGGCUACCAAUCAGGAACUCGCGGCCGCGGAACAGGCCGUGGAGGCCGUGGUGGCCGCAGCGACAAUGGGGGACGCGGGGAUCACAGCGAACGUGGCGAACGUGGCGAACGUGGCGAACGUGGCGAACGUGGCGGCUACCGUGGCCGUGGCGGCAGUCGCGGGGGAUUUUCCAGAGGGGGCGACUCCGACCGCAAAUUUGACGACUCUCGCCCGAGGGGAAAAUUUCAGAGUAACAGAGAAGACAACCCAUACUCAGUAUUCCGUCCCGCCAGUGGAUUCUUGCGCGAAAGCACCAGCUCCAAUGGAUCCAGAGGAGGCAGAGGUGGUCGCGGCAGCUUCAACGGAGACCGUGGGAGAGGCGGGAGCCGUGGGGGUCGUGGCGACCGCCGUGGCUUUACGGCUGUUUGA
Molecule: messenger RNA, 1470 nt
Organism: Lachancea thermotolerans CBS 6340
Lineage: Eukaryota; Fungi; Ascomycota; Saccharomycetes; Saccharomycetales; Saccharomycetaceae
Gene: PSP2
Product: Psp2p
Exons: 1
Coding region: 1-1470 (489 amino acids)
Source: RefSeq, a predicted model, not a curated record